This is a messenger RNA of Eublepharis macularius, 3443 nucleotides long. RefSeq names its product zinc finger DHHC-type palmitoyltransferase 15 (gene ZDHHC15). Gene Ontology annotation, biological process: protein targeting to membrane; synaptic vesicle maturation; peptidyl-L-cysteine S-palmitoylation. NCBI's taxonomy places the organism in Eukaryota, Metazoa, Chordata, Lepidosauria, Squamata, Eublepharidae. Gene Ontology annotation, cellular component: Golgi apparatus; endoplasmic reticulum. The transcript is spliced from 12 exons. Bases 7 to 1026 code for a protein of 339 amino acids. Gene Ontology annotation, molecular function: protein-cysteine S-palmitoyltransferase activity. The record is from RefSeq and is a predicted model, not a curated record.
GGGAAGAUGGCGCUGUCCAGGGGGCUGCGGUGCUGCCAGCGCGUCUUCGGCUGGCUGCCGGUGCUGAUCAUCGCCCUGGUGGUGCUGUGGUCCUACUACGCCUACGUCUUCGAGCUCUGCUUGGUGACUCUGACCAGCUCUGUAGAAAAAGUGACCUACCUCAUAAUAUUCCAUGUGAUCUUCGUUUUCUUCAUCUGGACCUACUGGAAGUCUGUAUUUACUCCUCCACGACAACCGGACAAAAAGUUCCAAAUGUCCUACGUUGACAAGGAGCGCUAUGAGAAUGAAGAGAGGCCCGAAGCCCAGCGGCAGAUCCUUAUGGAAAUGGCACGGAAAUUGCCAGUCUACACAAGAACAGGGAAUGGAGCCAUUCGGUUCUGUGACAGAUGCCAGUUAAUCAAACCUGACCGCUGCCACCACUGUUCCGUUUGUGCUAUGUGUGUAUUAAAAAUGGAUCAUCAUUGCCCAUGGGUGAACAACUGCAUUGGAUUCUCCAACUACAAGUUCUUUCUGCUGUUUUUGGCAUAUUCUCUGUUGUACUGCAUGUAUAUCGCUGCAACUGUCUUUAAGUAUUUCAUCAAGUUUUGGAAGGCAGAGCUGACUAAUGGGCGCUCCAAGUUCCACAUCCUGUUCCUGCUUUUUGUGGCCAUUAUGUUUUUUGUAAGCCUCCUAUUUCUCUUCAGCUACCAUUGCUGGCUUGUCAGUCGGAACAGGUCCACACUGGAAGCUUUCUCAGCUCCCGUGUUUCAGAACGGCCCUGAUAAAAAUGGAUUCAACCUAGGUUUUGUAAAGAAUCUCCAACAGGUGUUUGGAGAGAAAAGAAGGCUGUGGCUCCUACCUGUUGUCUCCAGUCAGGGGGACGGACAUUUCUUCCCAACAAGAACCUUGAGUGAAGCUCAGAAUCCGCUGCUGGCAAACGAGGAGCAGUGGGAAGAAGAAGGGCUGGAGGACGACAGCCACGUUGUUUUGCUCGCGCAUCCAGAUUACCACCAAGAUUCAUCUCUUGCUGUGGAAAUAGAGACGUAGCACUACUGAAUGACUGCUGAUGAAAAACUCUCACACUCAGGAGAACCUGAUUUUGACUGGCAAGUGGCAGUUGAAGAGCGAAAUCCCCUCUUCCCUUCCUGCACAUCUCCAGUCUGAAUUACAUCUGGAUCCAGCCAGCACUAUUCCUCCUUUCUACAGCCUGCCUCAUCCCAUAUGACUUUUGUCCAUGCAGGUCUCGUGUUCCCAGCAAAGCCCUGUGGACGGUCAAAAGAGACACCUCCAUCUCUUUUCACCUGCAGAGAAGCUGUUUGGAUCCAGCCCACAACAGAUAUCUGUAAUCUUUGUCAUGCCUAUUUUGGCACUUAGAUAUAGAAGAAUGGGAUUUGCUUGCAAUCAGACUCAUUCUUAUGUCUCUCCACCCUCCACCCAUUUGAAUUGCAGCUUCCUUCUCUCAUUAGCUUCUUCCUGUGAUAGACACGGGGUAGAAAAACACAGGAAUGAAGCAAACAGAUUUUCGGAACAAGAAAGAAGCAUUGCCCGCUGUUGCUCCUCGCUCUCCGGGACAGUGCCCUUGAUCUUGCUUCCAAGACUUCCUACACGUUCCUGAUUUUCACAGGGCAGCUCGGGAGUGAUGAAGGCCACUCAUGACCUCUUCCUCUUCUUACCAUGGCUCCAUGGUAAUGAACACAUUGUUUAAUGAACACACUGCACAAAUGCCUUAAUGGCAGUUGUCUCAUCUCACUGCUGCAGGGACGGCUCCGCAACAGAGAGGAGCUUUGCAAAUGGAUGUCAACUGGAGAACUUCUUGGCAGGAAUCAUGUUUGCCAAACCAGGUCUGUUAGUUAGAAAGCCCAGGUGAGUAUGCCCCACGCAUGCUGGCUGCAGUGGCACCUCCCACGCACAUCACAUAUUAAUCCCUAACUUUGAAUAACUCCAGCAUUUUCAGUCUUGAAAAGCACCUGCCUUGGUGCAGGGUAAAGGUGGCAUGAGUCCCAGAGCACAAUCCUUGCAGCAGGUGCCUGCGGUUUUGAAAUCUACCCCUCCCCCUCCCCCCCCACCCACAAAAAUACCAGGGUAACAUUCUGAAGUAGGAUAUCUGCCUUUGACCUGCCUGAUAGCAGCCUGGGUCCCACCAAGGUGGUGAUUUGCUAUCUGGGCAGUAUCACCACCAAACUGCAAGGGGAGCUUCAUGCAAUGGAAUAGUUUUCCCACCACCACCCAGACUCCUGCCUAUUUUAAAAAACCAGCACACCGGGGAGGAGGCACGGCUAGGCUAGGACAUUUCUCUUGGGCGUCGAGUUCUUUCUCCGAAAGGAAUUUUGAAAAGAGCAGCUUCUCCUGUAGGCCCUCGUGCGCAGGUAGACUGUGAGCUGUGCUUAGACCCCCAAACACUCUUACAAGAAUCUGUGCACGUCUUUUUUUUAAUUAAAUCAAGCCUCUCUGACUUUAGCAGCCAUUUGAUUAGGAAUGCUGGAACUGCUAGGCCUUUCUCUUUUGCCUGGAUUGUAUUAUGUUGAAAUCUUAUGGACACUUUUGAUGCUGAAAAGUCCUGCCAAAUAAGACCUUAUCCGGAGAGAUUCCUCCACUGUGAUGAUCACAUAACUAGGAGGAAAGAAACCAAAUGCUGAAAGGACAUUGCAGUUGGGAAGCACGAUAUGAGCAUUUUAUAAACCUUGCAUUGUGCUCAGGUACAGAGAUGGAUUUGUCAAAACGCUGCCCUUCAACAGCAAGGAUUUUUAAAAAAAUCAUUUCAAUGCAUCCCUAUUACGAAGUCAGCUCUCAGGAGCUGGAAAAUGCAAAGGCCAGAGAGACUUCCUUGUGCCAUUCCUUUCAGGAGAUUGUUCCAGUGUGCUGGUGCCACUUCUGGGUCCUGUGGAAGGGGUCAGUCUCGACUAAAGCUGCCUCGGGUGGUUGUUUUUCCUAAGGCAGAGACCAAUAUUGGGUUUCAGCAAACAACAGAAAAUUAAUGGUGCUGAAAUCCUGCUGAAAACAUUGAGUUUUAGUUUACAACGGCAUGUUUGUAAGCCUCACUGCUUCCACUGGGACUUGUGUUUGCCUGACUUUCCAUGGCAGCAGUGUGGAGUAGAGUGUGUGGCAUGUGGGCCUUGUCAAUCUGGGGACCCCUAUCAAGACCUUGUCCCCAUGUGUCCUUUGUGCAAUGCAAAGCAGGCCGUAGCAGGGCUGCUCACACAGAACUCUUCUCCUAACACGAGUACUAACUAUUGUGUCAGAAAUAGUAAUUUGUUAAUGUUAUUACUAAACUGUGCAUUUUGCCUCCUUUUACUUGACAGAAGAAUUACUCUGUGAUUAAUUUUCAUUUAACAUGCCAGCACAUCCUUCUCUGCCAUUGAUUCCAGUCUUUCCAAACAUUAAAAGGCAGUGAAGUAAAGGUAACUCCUAGAAAAUAUUUUCAAAUCACUGUGUUUCUAACAAUUAAAACAAUGGAUUCUGAGUCA